AUGGCCACCCCCAGUGUCCUGGCUUUUGACGCUGAGGGUCGCGCCAUUGACUUUGCGGUCUGGGUCGACGACCUGCAGCUGUACUUGCUUUGCGAUACGGUAGAUGAAGUUUCUCUCUUUGACUUUGUCUCUGGCGCUGUACCUGCCCCUCCUGCUGAUGCUGACCCCACUGUGCGCUCCAAGUGGGCCUCACUCGAUGCUGCUGCACGUCUUGCUGUGCGUCACCACCUCCCUUCCUCCGAGCGCGCACACUUUAGUCAGUGCAAGACCGCUCAGGCCUUGUACGACGCUGUAGUUGCGCACUACUCCUCCCCUUCCUCUGCUACACUGAGCCGCCUCAUGCUACCGUACCUCUUCCCUGACCUUGCUGCCUUUCCUACAGUCGCUGACCUCUUUACCCACCUUCGCGCUAGUGACACUCGCUACCGAGUUGCGCUUCCUGCUGCCUUCUGCGCCGAAAACCCCCCUCCCAUGUACAUCACCCUCUACUUUCUAGUCACCCGUCUCCCUGAGUCCCUUCGUGCUGUUAGGGACCAGUUUCUCUCUGUCUGCCCCACCACCCUCACUGUCGACCUCCUCGAGAAGUCCCUGCUAGCGGCCGAGAAAAGCAUAGUCGCUGUAGGGGCCUCUCGUGGUGACCCCCGCACCCCCAUCUUUGAGGGGUGUUCUCCUUCCCCCCUGUUACCCUCUGUCGCCUCUGCUGCUGCGGCCGACCUCGUUGGUCUAGAGUCGGUCGGAGGUGGGGGCGGCGGGGGGAGUGGGGGUGGCGGUGGAGGUGGUGGCGGGGGUGGAGGUACUAGUGGCGGCAGUGGAGGCGGAGGUGGCGGCGUAGGUGGCGGUGCAGGUGGCGGUGGGAGCGGCGGGGGCGAGGGUGGCGGUGGCGGCGGUGGCGGCGGAGGCGGGGGUGGCGGUGGUGGAGGUGGUCGGAGUGGCUCGUCCCAGCGGAGCAGCACUGGGGGUGGUCAGCGCCAGCAGCAGCAGCAGCAGCGCUCUCGCGACGUCCCCGCCCCUCAGCAGCUCCGUGAGUGGUACUCGCAGCGUCAACGUGGUGGGGCGUUCGGUCCCUGCACCUACGUCCUUCGCACCGGCGACCGCGCGGGUGAGCAGUGUGGGGGCACCCACACCGCCCGCCGCUGCUUUGCCCGCUUGACCGACGCUUGGCGCCAGCAGUUUCCGGAGGCCUCUGAGAUCCCCCGCUGGGGAGAGCUGUCUAGGGCUGGUGUAGCCAUCUUUGAUCUUGACUUUGAUGCUAUCCUUGCUGCCAUGUAUGCUGUGACUAUUAGUGAUGAGGGUGACUGUUACCGGUGUUUCCCGCCCGACCCGGGCAUUGGUACUGCUGCGUCAGGUGCCAGUGAGGCUGCUGCUCUAGGUGCCAGUGCGUCUGUGCUCCCAGGUACUAGUGAGUCUGCACUCUCAGGUACUGUGUCGGCUUCGGCCUCUCACACCUUCACCCUUGACUCUGGGGCGUCUCGCUCCUUCUUUCGGGACCGCACCACUCUCACGCCGCUUAGUCGACCGGUUGCGGUGUCCCUGGCUGGCCCCUCUGGGGGUCCUGUCCUGUCUCGUUUCUCCACAGUCCUCCCGAGUCCGGCGGCUCCCUCUGGCACCCUGACUGGUCUCUACCUCCCCUCGUUCUCUACGAACCUGGUGAGUGGUGCUGACCUACAGGAUGUGGGUGUCCACCAGUUCACUCCCGCUCGUCAGCGGGUGACACACUGCACAGAGGCUAGCACAGGUCGCCACCUGGCUACGUUUACACGUCAGCCAGGGUCGAGCAUGUACACACUGACCACUGCUUCUCCUCCCGGUGCUGAGUCUGGUAGACUCCCUUCGUCUGGUCAGGUGUUAGCUGCAGCGUCCAGGUCUGGUCCUGAGUCUGCCCCCUGUUCGUGUCGCCGUCUGUCUCACGAGACUCUCCUCUGGCACCACCGCCUUGGCCACCCCUCUCUGCUUCGGCUCAGAGGCAUGGCCUCCCGUCUUCUUGUGUCUGGUCUCCCCCGGUCCCUCCCUCCCCUUCCUCAGGGCCCUGGCCCUGCCUGUGUCCCCUGUGUCAAGGGGCGCCAGCGUGCUGCCCCUCACUCCUCCCAGUUUCCUCCGACAGAGGCCCCGUUGCAGACGCUUCACAUGGACGUGUGGGGCCCUGCCCGCGUCCGUGGACUCGGUCACGAGCGCUACUUCCUGUUGGUGGUUGACGACUACUCGCGUUACACCACAGUCUUCCCCUUGCGCAGCAAGGGUGAUGUCACUGAGACCUUCACGCUUUCGGACUCACCGCAGCAAAAUGGGAUUGCAGAGCGCCGCAUUGGCAUGGUCAUGGACGUCGCUCGUACGCCUAUGAUGCAUGCGGCUGCCCCCCAUUUUCUGUGGCCGUUUGCGGUGAGGUACGCGGCGCAUCAGAUCAACCUCCACCCCAGGGUCUCCAGGCCGGAGACCUCCCCAGCCCUGCUGUGGACGGGGAAGGUUGGCGAUGCGUCGGCGUUCCGGGUCUGGGGAUCUCGGGCGUUUGUCCGCGCCUUGUCUGCGGACAAGCUAUCCCCUCGCGCUGCUCCCUGCGUCUUCCUGGGGUUCCCCCCCGACGCCCCUGGGUGGCAGUUCUACCACCCCACCUCUCGACGUGUUCUGUCCUCCCAGGACGUCACGUUCGACGAGUCGGUACCCUACUACCGCCUCUUCCCCUACCGCACUCCGUCCCUCCCCCCGCCCCCGCUCUUCUUGGUACCAGGUCCCCCCCCGGUAGACCCCCUCCCCCCUCAGGGUCCUGCCCCUUCAGGUGUGUCCCACGUAGACGCGGUCGAGCCUGUCGAGGUCACUGGUGACUCUGGUGCUGCUGCGGGAGCUGAGCCUGGGGGUGCUGGGACUGGAGGUGCUGAGCCUGGGGGUGCUGAGCCUGGGGGUGCGGAGUCUGGGGGUGCUGAGCCUGGGGGUGCUGGGCCUGGGGGGUGA
Closterium sp. NIES-65 is the source of this 2943-nucleotide messenger RNA. NCBI's taxonomy places the organism in Eukaryota, Viridiplantae, Streptophyta, Zygnematophyceae, Desmidiales, Closteriaceae. The record is from the annotation of a GenBank genome assembly.